GGUUUCGAUUCAGCAUGGGAAGCGCUUCGAGACCGUUUCGAAAAUAAGAGACUGCUAGUAAAUAGCCAACGCAAACUCCUUUUUAAUUUGGGUUCCGUAAAUCCCGAAUCUGGCCAGGCACUGAAAGACCUACAGAGCACAAUCCAAGGGUGUUUGGUAGCGCUGGCUCAUUCAAACAUUUUCACAGAGAACUGGGACUGUCUCCUGGUAUUCCUGUGCGCCAGUAGAUUGCCGAAAAUGACCCUUUCCUUAUGGGAGCAGUCCCUUUCAUCCAAAUCCGACAUUCCGACCUGGGAUGAAAUGAACACAUUUCUUAGCGAACGAUACCGAACACUAGAGGCGAUUGAGGAUAUGAAACCCCGCCACAGCAAUCACUCUAACGCUAAGAGUCAACCCGUUCCCAGGAAGCUCAACUCCUUCGAAGCCAAGGUAGUUACUAAACCAAAGAAUUGCGAUCUGUGCUCAAAAGAGAGUCAUCCAGUGCGCCUAUGCCAGCGUUUUCUCCAGAUGUCUGUGGAUGCGCGAACAAUCUACAUCAAAAAAAAGCAGCUUUGCCUAAAUUGUUUCGCAAGAGGACACCAGCUACGUGACUGUACUAGCACUCACAGCUGUUUCACAUGCCGAGGUCGGCAUCAUACACUGUUGCAUAAAGGCAACCCCAUUUCCCGUGGGUCAACUCCCGCAAUUAGUUCCUCUGCAAGCCCUCAAAAUCCAGCGGUGCAAGGGGCCGCCAACGGUCUAGAAAAUCCGCUCAGUGUGCAGAACUAUUUCGCAACCGGUGCUAGAGCGGUUUUGCUAGGCACGGCCAUUAUUGAUAUAUGCCACUUGGGAACGAACUACAGGGCUCGUGCUCUAAUAGACUCGGGUUCUGAAGCAACGUUUAUUUCGGAACGGCUGUUCAAUCUGAUUAAGCUGCCAUUCCGCCUUAUCCAAGCCCAAGUUUCGGGCUUAAAUCAAACCGUUUCCGCUCAGGCGACCAGGCUCUGCCAUUUUUCUAUUGGAGCCCCUAAUAAGCCAGGCCCUCAGCUAGAAACCACAGCUUACGCUUUGCCCGAGCUGACUGGAAUGCUUCCGCCGUACCCGAUUCCACGAGAUGCGCUGGUUGAUUUACCGGCCAUCCCUCUGGCAGAUCCAAAAUUUUUAGGGAGUUCACAGAUAGAUGUUCUGAUCGGGGCCGACAUCUUACCGUUCGUGUUGCUGAGCGGCACGCGCACCAUCAUUUGCGGCUCUCUGCUAGGACAGGAAACUAUCUUCGGCUGGGUGCUUACCGGCCCAGUGUCCAACGCAUCAGUCCAAAAGCGGGUAGCAGCUUUCACGACCCAGAUAACAGAAACGAGUGACAGGGUCUUAGAAAAACUUCUCACUAAGUUUUGGGAGGUGGAGAAUAUACCAACAAAGUGGGUAAAGGAAUUCGAUUCCUAUUGCGAGAGCAAUUUUCUCCAAACCACCACUAGAGACGCAAGCGGGAAAUACGUGGUAACGUUACCGUUUCGCGAACCCGAAAAUUUCGGAUCCAAAUUGGGGCACUCGCGAUCCAUUGCCCUAGCUCAGCUUCUUAGGAACGAAAACCGUUUGAAAAGAGACUUUCCACUAAAAGAGCAAUAUGACUCAGUCAUUCAAGAGUAUUUGGAUCUGGGCCACAUGAGAGAAGUUCCCCCGUCUUACAAUACUCCAAACUAUUAUCUUCCACACCAUGCUGUGAUCAAACCCGAGAGCACCACCACCAAACUUCGCGUGGUAUUCAAUGCUUCUAGCCCUUCAGCAAAUGGGACGAGUUUGAACGAUAUUCUUCAUGCUGGUCCAGUCCUACAAUCUGAUUUCCAGUACGUGUUCAGUGCAGACAUUACAAAAAUGUACUGUCAAAUCUGGGUCGAUCCCAAGCACACGCCGAUCCAAAGGAUUUUAUUCCGGAAUAAAGAAGGACAAGUAAGCGAUUUCGAGCUAAAAACCGUCACCUUUGGUGUCACCGUUUCUGGCACUUCGCGUACUCCAACAAUUGGCAGACGACGUAGAAACGGAGUUUCCUAA
Messenger RNA from Drosophila elegans, 2028 nucleotides. RefSeq lists its product as uncharacterized. The coding region runs from base 238 to 2028 and encodes 596 amino acids. The record is from RefSeq and is a predicted model, not a curated record. The transcript has a single exon. Lineage: Eukaryota; Metazoa; Arthropoda; Insecta; Diptera; Drosophilidae.